Molecule: messenger RNA, 1603 nt
Organism: Psammomys obesus (fat sand rat)
Lineage: Eukaryota; Metazoa; Chordata; Mammalia; Rodentia; Muridae
Product: schlafen family member 2-like
Exons: 3
Coding region: 400-1443 (347 amino acids)
Source: RefSeq, a predicted model, not a curated record
UUAAAAGCUGCGCUGAGGCAGGCACAAUCUGCAUAAGGGGAACUCCUUUGUGCUUAAAGUUGAGCACACAACCAGGGCCUGAGCUAGAACUCUUCAAGCGUCAAAGCCCCCCCACCCCCAAGACAUCCCUGUCCAGGACUUGACGCCGACUUGUAGGGGACUGGAGGGUCUUUCUCACGUGACACUAGCCUGCUUCAUCUGUUGAGGGGGCUGACUGGGAGCAGCCAUGAGUCCUGGACUUCAGGCAACUGAGCAAGACCACCGCAGAACUGAAGGCCUAAGAAAGGUGGCCAGCCAGCAACGUCCUCUGUGGUUCCUGCUGCAUUUCUUUGGUUGUGAAAUGAAUUCUUUUGUCAGAGGAAAGAGAGUCAGCUUGCAAAUGGAAAGGGUGCUGGGAAAAUGGGCAUCAGUGUUGAUCUGGAAGACGAAUCUGCUAAGCUGGUUCUAAAUGUAGGGGCCACCACACUUGGAGAGAAGAAUAGAAAGGAAAUGAACAGUCUGCUCAGAAAAAGGGAGAACGAGUGCAUCUCUCAAGCUGUGUGUGCUCUCCUGAAUUCUGGAGGCGGGGCCAUCAAGGUUCCACUUGAAAACCCCAAUUACAGCCUCACUCGGGAUGGGCUAGGCCGGGAUCUGGAAGCCUCUCUCUGUAAAGGUUUGCCAUUUGUUCAGUGGCACCUCGACUUCAGGGUGUGUGCAGGCUACUUUUACAUCUCCGUGAAAUCAUGGAGUCUGGAUGUCUGCGGGCUGCCGAUUGCCACCCUGAGAACCAAUUUGUAUCUAAGAAGCAUGUCAUCCUCAGUAGAAGUGAGUGCUGCUGAUGCUCUGGAGUUCCUCCUAGACCUGCAGGACACUGGAGGGAGACCCCGUGUCAGACCCCAGCUGCCUGCAAGGAGAGCCUGCCCUGGAGUAGAGGAAGAGGCUCUCCUGGAGGACUUGGCUGUUGCCUUUUUCAACAAGACAGAAUUUCAGCAUGAAGAAAUUUUCCAGUUCACCAGAUCUGCCUAUGUUGAAAUUAUGCCGUUUGCAGCGAAAGGACUGCAAAAACGCAUUAAAGAAUUUCUCCCUCCAGUUGUCUCUGCUUUUGCAAACACGAAAGGGGGAUAUUUGUUCAUUGGUUUGGAUGGGAAGAAGCAGCAAAUAAUUGGUUUUGAGGCAGAGAAGAGCGAUCUUGUGCAUCUAGAGGGUGAAAUAGAACAGUGCAUCCAGCAGCUGCCUGUCACUCACUUCUGUGAGGAGAAGGAGAACAUAAAGUACACGUGCAGAUUCAUCGAAGUGCACAGACCAGGAGCUGUGUGUUCAUAUGUCUGUGCGCUGAGAGUGGAGAGAUUCUGCUGUGCAGUGUUCGCUGCAGAGCCUGAGUCUUGGCACGUGGAAGACGGCUGCGUGAAGAGGUUUACCGCGGAGGAAUGGGUCAAGCUCCAGAUGGAUGCCAUAGUAGGUUGAGGAAGAGGGAUUUAGCAAUCAGUUUACAGUUGGUAACUUCAUCUGCUUUUCAUCUUUCUUCCAUAAAGCUUUGUUAUGUUUGGGUAGUCAUACUUGCCAAAAAUUGUUUUGCCCUUUUAUUAUGUUUCUAGAAUAAAUGAUCUUUUCACAACAUCACAAA